Strongylus vulgaris is the source of this 849-nucleotide messenger RNA. The record is from the annotation of a GenBank genome assembly. Lineage: Eukaryota; Metazoa; Nematoda; Chromadorea; Rhabditida; Strongylidae.
CGUUCCUGUUAAGGAAGGCCCAUUGGACCCGCUCGUGGUUCACGCAAGGAUGGCAGCUUUCGUAUUGAGGACUGCACACACAUCUCAUCGCAAAACUCUCUCGAUAAAUGACGUAAGAAACAGCAACGCAAAUUUCAAUUGCGCUCCUACGCAAAUGGCACCAAAUUGCAAUAGAAAUCUUUGCUAUCAUUUGAGAUUCCGAACAUUUGACGGCACCUGCAACAAUCUUGAAAAACCAAUGAUUGGCUCGGCUUUUAGCGCUCUUAUGAGAUUAAAGACGCCCAACUACGAUAAUGGCCUCAAUGCACCAACGUCGUCAUUUUUGCGAACUCGCCCAUCGUCGCGCGAUGCAUCACGUCUUCUUCUUUCCUCGCCGUCGCAGAUACCACACCAUUCAAAUGCACUUCUGAUGCAGUGGGGACAAUUUACAGCUCAUGACAUUGCUAAAACUACAAUGUUGAACAACCAGGAGUGCGCCGCCUGUACAUCGAAUAAAGGACGAUGCUUCUCGGUUUUCCUUUCGAGAGCUGAUCCAACCAAUUUCCGUGAACAAUUCAAUGAGAAUACCGCCUUUAUUGAUGGAUCUCAGAUUUAUGGCAGCAGUGAUCGCGAUCAGUUCCUCUUCCGCCAAGGCGCCUUCUUGAAGACGAAACUGGUCAAGAACAGGGUUUUUCCUCCUAUUGAUACUAAUAUGAAUGUGGUUGCUGGUGAUGAUAGAGCGAAUAUCUUUGUCGGGUUGGCUGCGCUACAUACGCUUUUCCUAAGAGAGCACAACAAGUUAUUUACUGAGCAAAUUACGGUAUUUGAGAUUGUACGAAGACUGAGAGGUGCUGAUAUCUCUUCGUAAAA